This is a messenger RNA of Drechmeria coniospora, 408 nucleotides long. Its product is annotated as Cytochrome c oxidase biogenesis protein Cmc1-like protein. The transcript has a single exon. Lineage: Eukaryota; Fungi; Ascomycota; Sordariomycetes; Hypocreales; Ophiocordycipitaceae. The record is from RefSeq and is a predicted model, not a curated record. The coding region runs from base 1 to 408 and encodes 135 amino acids.
AUGGGCAAGCAUUCAGUGGUGCAUCGCCGUGACGACACGAGUCGCACUUUUCUCCGUCAGGCAGGGACCUCGCAUUUCGCAUUCGUCCUCUACUUCAUUCUCAGGCAAGAAAAUGCAUCCCCAUCUGCACACGAAGAACGCUCUUGGUAUGGCGUCCUACGCGAUUCUCCAUUCCCAGCCCCUCGACUAACUGGCCGCGACGCAGCGUGCGAAGACAUCAUCGCCGUCCUCGAGGAGUGCCAUGCCAAAGGGUUCAUGCACAAGGCCAUCGGCGGCUGCAAUGGCGUCAAAGACAAGGUGAACCAGUGUCUGCGAGAGGAGCGAGCAAAAAUACAGGCCGAGAACCGGGCCACGGCCAAAGCGAAGCGCGAUCGGAUCAAGGCAGAGCAGAAAGAUUUGGGAUUGUGA